Messenger RNA from Heteronotia binoei (common prickly gecko), 6435 nucleotides. RefSeq names its product LIM domain 7 (gene LMO7). The transcript has 33 exons. Gene Ontology annotation, molecular function: actin binding. Lineage: Eukaryota; Metazoa; Chordata; Lepidosauria; Squamata; Gekkonidae. Gene Ontology annotation, biological process: actomyosin structure organization; regulation of cell adhesion; regulation of signaling. The record is from RefSeq and is a predicted model, not a curated record. The coding region runs from base 255 to 5432 and encodes 1725 amino acids.
CGCCACGCCACGCGCGGCGCUUUCCCCACCUGCCGCCAGGUGGGGCUCGAGAGGCCCCUUUCCGGAAAGUUUUAAGAAAGUUUCGCCCGAGCGCGGCCGGCGUCGCUGCUUCGCCAGCGCCCCGGAGCAGAGCAGAGCAGAGCAGAGGCGAAGGCAGGCGGCUUCUAACGGGAGCCGAAGGAGGCAGCCGGGAGCGAACCGAGGGGAGCAGGACCCCCGUUGGGCAGCGCUUGUCUGGUCCGCCGCCGCCGGCCAUGGAGGGCAGAGAAGGGGCCGCCGAGGGCGCAGGAGACGGAGCGUUCGCCGAGGCUCGCCGCUGGGUGGAGGCAGUCACCGGGAAAAGUUUUGGGAACAAGGAUUUUCGUGCUGCUUUGGAAAAUGGAGUCCUGCUUUGCGAUCUAAUUAACAAGAUCAAGCCUGGUGUCAUUAAAAAGAUCAAUCAUCUUACAACGCCAAUAGCUGGCCUGGAUAACAUAAAUGUUUUUUUGAAAGCCUGUGAAAAGCUUGGAUUAAAAGAAGCUCAACUCUUUCAUCCUGGGGACCUUCAGGAUUUAUCCAAUCGCGUGACUGUCAAGCAAGAAGAGACCAACAGACGAGUGAAAAAUGUUUUGAUCACAUUAUACUGGUUGGGUAGAAAAGCUCACAGCAAUCCAUAUUAUAAUGGCCCGCACCUUAAUUUAAAAGCUUUUGAAAAAUUAUUAGGUCAAGCUUUGUCAAAGGCUCUUGGAGAAUCUAACAGUCCCAAGCGAAGUGGAAGGGAUAGUGGGUACGGCGACAUUUGGUACAUUGAGCGCAGCGACUCACUAUCUUCAUCUGCCAGCCACAAGAGAGAGGAUUCGUUUGAUAGCUUGGAUUCAUUUGGCUCACGGUCUUCCGCCAGCCUUUCAUCAGACAUAACUCUAAAGGGUUGCAGCGAAGAUUGUGAAAGUGACACGGACUCCGAAACACGCGCCAGGAUGCAUGACUCUAGCAAAGACAACAUGUCUUACCGCAGGGUUUCCUUGAUAGAACCCAAACCUGCCGCAGAGUUCAAUCGUUUCUUGCCCAGCAAAACCAAACCACCACUAACGUACAUGCCAGCUCCUUUGAGAAAGAAGAGGACAGAAAAGAAUGAAGACAAUAGAAGAAGCUGGGCCAGUCCUGUGUUCACCGAGCCGGAUGGAACCUUCUCCAGUAACCAGAAAAGAGCUUUGCGAGGAGAGAUGGAAUUCAAGGCAACAGCUAGCAUCCUUUCAGACUUGUCCAGCUAUUUCGAUGAGGAGGAGGAAGAAAAGACAAUAGGCACUCCAGACAUCGAAACAGAUGACCUUUAUGCUCGCAAAUUAAACGCUGCAGUGUCCACUAUAAAAGAUUCCUCUCAUAAGUUUCUUCCCAAGUCUUGGACUCCAGGCGAAGAAUUGCACUGGAAAAAAGCUGACAGAAUCUCUUUUUCCAAAAAAUGGUAUAUGGACAUUCAAGGAUUCAGUAAAAAAACAGAUUCCGAGGAGCAAAUUGCAGAAGUCCAACCAAGCAGUAUCACCUGUGGUAGUUUGAAUAAUACUUGCAGAGGGGACCUAAACGUCACUAACCGAGUGCCUGAAGAUACCACACAGGCACUAAUACAAGCUGCAGAAAGAAGCGUUAGCGACUCUUCUGAUCUCCCAAGUCAGUUUUUAUUUCUCCGGGCGCUGCAAAAAUAUACGGAUGACUACCUGUCCUCCAAAACUAGGACCAAAAUUGAUCCUGCUUCAGGGCCUAGGCUCAUAGCAUGCAGAAAAAGCAAUUACGUUAGGCCUGGAUAUGACCAAAGGGAUACUGAAAAAGGCGACAUCUAUCCAGAUUUGGAGAACGACGAUUUGUUUGUUCGCAAGACUGGUGCAUUCCAUUUGAAUCCAGUAGUUGUCCAAGAUUUUGAGUAUCUUAGGGAUUCCUAUAAGCGAGGCCCUCACUUAGAAGGGGAAAUUGUUCUGCAGCCCAGAGAUGGCAAACCUGUAAUUCCAGAUUUAGAAAAAGACGAUCUGACAGUCCGCAAGGUUCAGCUACAGAACAGAGAAGUGUCCUUGUCGGGUGCCCCAGAUCGGUACCGGCCCGCUCUUUUCCCGGAUCCUUGGAGUCUUCCACCAGAAAUCCAGGCCAAAUUUCUAUGUAUGCUCGAGAAGAAGGCAACCUCCAUGAAUAAAAGUGGUGGAAAGAUCUUAACGCCCUCUUUGUGCCAAAAGAAGGACGAUAUGCUGACUCGCAAGAUAGAACUACUCAAGGUGGGCCUUAUUGCACAGCCGGUCAGCUUCUCCCCGGGAACGUGCAGUGCAGAAGAUUUAGAAAAAUGGGACGCUAUCAGAGAGGCCAGCAAAAUCAAGCACAAGAAACGGCAGAUGGUGGAAAGGCUGUUUCAAAAGCUUUCCGAUGAGUAUGGGAGUAAAUCCUUGAAUGACGUCAGCGCAGAAGAGCUCCAGACGAUCCGUCAAGUGCGUUAUGAAGAGCUACAGAGGAUAAGGUCUCAGCUACAAGAGCAAGAUCAGCAAUGGCAAGAUGAUUUGGCAAAAUGGAAGAACCGGCGCAAGAGCUACACUUCUGAUCUGCAAAAGAAAAAGGAAGAGAGAGAAGAAAUAGAGCGGCAAUCUUCUGAGGGCUCUGGGAGGCACAGCAAAUCAUUGAAACAAAUGCAGAAAGACAGGGAGGACAGAGAUCAAGGGCUGUACAGUGGUGGGAGCCAGCAGCGAGCGAGACACAGGUACUUGUCAAGCGACGAUGUGUUCAGCGAAGAGAAAACGCCUUCAGGACCGUCAAAAGAUCACCAGGUUGAAAACCAUGCUGCCCCCGGUUCGCUGAAAAGUGAAGAAAACGGCAAAGAGAGCGAUCUGAAAACAGAGACUGGCGAGGCAAGAGUUGAAACUCCAGUUCCAUCUAAGAGCAUGGUGGAAGAAAAAAGCCAGCCGCCUUUGUCUGCGUACUAUUCAGUCAACGCGCCGAUUGGGUCAGCUCGGGUUACAUCUUCUCUCCCGAGAACUUACACGAGAGCUGAUACUGCCAGGCUAACCUCUGUGGUUACGCCAAGGCCUUUUGGUGUCCACUCAAGAGGAAUCUCAUCGCUUCCCAGGUCGUUCACGAUGGAUGAUGCUGGAAAAUAUAAUGGAGACGUAGACGCAUCCAAGAGAGUUCAACAUACAUUCACCAGCAAUUCGUUUUCUAAAGCAGAGCCUGGGCAAAGCCCUUCUCUGAAUGACUUAAGAAGCGCUGAAGAGGACAAGUCUGGGACAAGAGACUCGCUUGUAGAGAACACUUCCUCUGCCUACCAGGCUGCGGAUAUUGAUCAUCUUGGCCCCAAACCAGAGCAAAACGUGGUUUCAACUUUAUCUUCACCUGUGGAAGAGAGAAGUCUUCAAGAGCCAGAGACUCCAAGAGCACAAGACCAGUUCAGCGACAUGAGAAUCAGUAUAAACCAGAAACCAGGAAGCGGUCGGAACUUUGGGUUCACAACGCUUUGGAAUCCCUCUGGAGUCUUUGUCAAGUCCAUAGAUGAAGGCAGCCCUGCAGAAUUUUGCCAGUUGAACGUGGAUGAUGAAAUCCUGUCCAUCAAUGGCACAAAGGUCUCCCAUAUGGACCAGAGUCAGUGGGAAGGAGCCAUCAGCAGUGCACUAGAAACCGGAAACCUUCUAAUGGAUGUUAGGCGAUACGGGAAGAAGGACUGGGGCAAAGACCAGCCUUCCCUGCCAUAUGAAAGGCACAAAAUCCUCAAUCUCACCAGUAUGGCUACCGACAUUAUAGGUACACCAGAAAGCAAAUGGAUUGAUGCGACAUCUGGCGACCGCUCUCCAGCCAGAAGUUCAAGUCUGUCGGCACAAAAAGACACGUCCAACAGUUUCCAGAGUGAGAACAUAGAAACAAAAGUCAAUGGAAUGCAAGGAGACACAAGUACGAGUGAGCAAAAAGAGACAGAGCCUAUUUCUUUGAAAAACUUAAAAAGGCGAUCCCAGUUUUUUGAACAAGGAGGCUCGGAACCUGCAAUACUUGAUCUCCCCGUUCCACCCAUAAGUGCUUCUAGCCACUGGGCUUGGGAUCAAGAGAAAGAAAGAAAGAGACAGGAAAAGUGGCAGGCAGAACAGGAGCGCCUGCUUCAGGAGAAAUACCAGCGUGAGCAGGAGAGGCUGAAGGAAGAAUGGCUGAGAGCACAGCAAGAGGCUGAGAAGGAGAGCUCGCAACACUUCACCGAGGAACAGACUAUAUGGAAGUCAGAUCCUCUCUCUGUGACGACCCAAGAGCCACCAGCUUCCAGGUGGGGAACAAACGGAGAUGGGAGAGCUGAUUAUUACGACACCAGCAGGCAAUGGGAAGAGGAAAGGGAACAGCAGAAUCAGGAAGAAGAAGAGAGGAAGAGUCUCCAGGAGGAGUGGAGGCUCCAGGAAGGAACACCUUCGCGGGCAGAGCAAGAAAGGAAACUCCAGGAAGUGGAGCAUGAGGAGGGACAUAAUGGACGGGACACCAUGUACUAUGCCGAGGAGCCAAAGCACCAGGAAGAAGCGCAACAGAAACCGCAGGUGGUGGAACAAGUCAGGGAAAUUCCAGCGCAGAGGCCUCAGUAUCAAAGACAUUCUGAAACAUCAAGAAAUUCUGAGCACCCGAGCGGCUUCAGUGCUGAUAAAAGCAAAUCCAGAUCAACUCCAGAUCUAGAUGAACAUCAGGCCAAUAGGAAUGGCAUGAAGAGCAAAUACUUGGAGCAGUCCUGGCAUACUGGAGACUCCCAGAAGAGAUCUCCGAAAGAGCCCGGCUUGUCCCCCGCGGAACAGGAAAGGCAGCAAAUCCUCCAGGAAAUGAGGAAGAAGACCUCUCUGCACACAGACAACAGCUGGAUUAGGCAGCGGAGUGCCAGCAUGCACAAAGAGCCCGUCAGCCUACCUAGUGGUAAAAUGAGGAGAGGUGAGAGUUUAGAUAACCUGGAUUCUUCGAGGAUGCAUUCUUGGAGGCAUUCUCCUUGGAUGAAUCAGUCUGCAUCCUCAGCAUCUCUGUCGUCCAGUCAAGAUUUCGGUCAUCACACGCCUCCGGUGGUGUCCACUUCGAAUCGUGCCUACAUGCGCGCUCCCUCUUCCAGCCUGCACUCAUCUUCAAGCAGUUCUAUGAAAGCCUCAUCUUUGCCCUACAUUCUUCCAUCUGCGUCAUCUCCUGUUCCCCAGGCCCAGUCCCCAACCUCACCUUCCCAAACUGGAACCCAGCAGCGCAGCAGGUCGGUCAGUGGCAAGCGUGUGUGUUCAUACUGUAAGAAUGUUCUGGGCAAAGGAGCGGCCAUGAUCAUCGAGUCUCUUGGCCUUUGUUAUCAUUUGCAUUGUUUUAAGUGCGUUGCUUGCAAAUGCGACCUUGGGGGGUCUCAGACAGGAACGGAAGUCCGCAUCAGAAACAAUGAACUCUUCUGCAAUGACUGCUAUCUCAGAUUUAAAACUGGACAGCCAACCAUUAUGUGAUAGAAACCUAAAUAUGAAAACACUUCUACAGAUAACGGAGGAAGCUGCUGCUGUAGAUCUAUAAAUAUAUAUAUUGUGUGUGGGUUUUUUUUAAAAAAAAUAUAUAUAUUUUUGCCUGCCUAGAUUAUGUAGAAAAUGCAUUGUAUCCAUUGGACUUUAACAUUUAGUUAUUUAUAAGAAAGCGAUCACAGUAAAACUCUUUUGGGCGAAACACACACAGGCCAUUCAAUGUACACUCUCAUUCCUAUACACACAAGUGAGAAACCUACACCUGGUAGUCAGUGCAUCAGAACGUUGGAGGUGAAUAUCAAAUAGCUUUAAUUUUUUCGAUGAUGUAUGAAGAGGCUAUUUUUGUGGUUUUGUAAAAUGCUCUUUAAUGAGCAUUGUUGAGAUAAUAAAUAAUAGAUUUGUUACUGCAAUUUCUAUUUUUUUGAUGUAUAUGCUCCAGGGGGGCUUCUGCAGAGUUACGAAAUUGCGUUUAAAGGCACACAGUGGUGGUUGCUGUCUGUAUUUCAGUUUCUAAGCCCUAAGUCAUAUUAUACUUUUAAAACUAAAAUAUAAAACUUCAGUCUGUUUGCUCGGGGAUCAGUAUUUCCUUGUGGCUUGAACGGUUAAAUGUCGUUUUGGGGGGGGAAAUCGUAAGGGUCUUCCCCCCCGCUUUUCAGGUUUGAAAAAAUGGAAUUCUGCAUGCACCUCAGACAGGUAAAUAAGACUGAAGAAUUUUUUUCCUUCUCUUGACUUAUUUUGUAUUUGUAAAUAAAGUUGCUGAAGCUGCACUGAAAUGGAUGUUUUGUAUUUUUAACUUCUUUCUAAGGGAAGAACAUCUACCGGAAGAAGCUAUUUGACACGGUUAUGAUUUCGUUUUGUUAAAACAGUUCUGAGCUUUAAGACAUCACCACUUCUGUGCACGUAUCACAGGGUGUUUUAAGGGUAAAUAAGAGCUAAACUUUGAUUGCAUACCUCUUAAGUUUUAAAUAAAUGUGGACUUGUUCUAACAGGCAAA